GAUGUGCGCUGUAGCUUAUUGGCGGUGGACGUGCAAUGGUAAUGUGUUUGUUGCAUUUAUAGCAAGUAAAUGUCGAGUUGCACCGGUAAAACCACUGACUGUGCCGCGACUAGAGUUGCAAGCAGCGCUUCUAGCGGCGAGACUCGCCGACACCAUUGUUAAGGAGCAUAAGUUGAGCGUGUUACAGCGAUUCUUUUGGAGUGACUCGACCACGGUUUUGCACUGGAUUAAUAAUGACGCGAGAAAUUAUAAAACAUUUGUAGCAAACCGGUUGGGCGAGAUUGAUGAGGUCACUAGUAGUAAAGAAUGGCGAUACGUGCCUACUGAAUUAAAUGUUGCGGAUAUAGCUACACGCGAAACCUACGACGACGCCAUUUUUAAGAGUGUAUGGUUGGGGGGCCCUACGUUUCUGCGUGACGAUGAGUCAUCGUGGCCGCGUCACGUCAUUCGUCCUGUCACUGAUGUUGAGACAACUGAAUGUGUUAAUCUGGUAACAAAUGUGGUUACUACGGACAUCCCUAGUGUCGAGCCUACUCCCGAUCCGGAACGGUUUUCUUCGUGGCUGCGGUUGCUCAAAAGUACAGCCGCUGUUCUUAGAUUUAUAUGUAAGUGCAGGAAACGUACCGAUGACGAUUGCGAAUUAAUGGAACAGGCUAAACGUUUGCUGUUCCGGCGGGUACAGAGCGAGGCCUUCGGCACGGAAGUGAGCGCAAUUAGAGAAGGUAAAUGUUUGCCCCGCAACAGUCGUAUUCUCAACUUGUCACCUUAUUUGGACGAGCACGGCGUCCUUCGUUGCGGCGGACGCAUUGGUGCGGCACUUGAUGUCUCUUCCGAGACAAAAAACCCGAGUAUCCUCGACGGGCGACAUCGAGUGACGCGAUUGUUGGUAAGACAUUUCCACAUAAAAGCUGCUCACGGAAACCAGGAGACAGUGGUAAAUAACCUAAAGCAAAGGUACUGGAUCAUUAAAAUGAGACCCACUGUUAAACAUGUAGCUGCCGGAUGUAUGAUCUGCAGAAUAAGGAAGGCGAAACCGGAAAUGCCAGUGAUGGGCGAUUUACCUCCCGCUAGAGUGGCGCAUCACCAGCGAACUUUCACACACUGCGGUGUGGACCUAUUUGGACCGAUGGAGGUGGUGGUAGGGAGGAGAAGGGAAAAACGGUACGGUGUCAUAUUUACAUGCCUUACAGUUCGGGCUAUACACCUGGAGAUCGUGCAUUCCCUCACUACUGACUCACUAAUUAUGGCCCUCCGGCGUAUGGCUGCCCGCCGAGGGUGGCCACGCUGCCUUUACUCCGAUAACGGAACUAACCUACGUGGCGCUGAUGCGGAGCUACUGAAGUCGAUCCAGGAACUUGACGACGAGACCCUGAAGAACGAGGCUGCUAACAAUGGGACGCAAUGGUCUUUUAUCCCACCGGCAAGCCCCCAUUGGGGAGGGGCGUGGGAGCGUUUAAUACGUAGCGUUAAGGUAUCUCUAGGGGCUAUACUCAAAGAGCGUGUCCCCAAAGAUGAAGUUCUCGCCACCUUUAUGACUGAGGUCGAGAAUAUAGUCAACAGCCGCCCCCUUACUCACGUGUCUGUAGAACCUGGUAGCAACGAGUCGUUGACGCCAAACCAUUUUCUCCUGGGUAAGAGCUCCAACUUACCUGCUGCAGGUGUUUUCGAUGACUCUGACUUGUACCUACGAAAACAGUGGCGAAAAAGUCAACGCUUAGCUGAUAUGUAUUGGCGCAGAUGGGUAACAGAGUACCUACCGGAGCUGAUACCUAGAAGGAAGUGGAAUGAGGAGCGCGAACCGCUAAAGGUAGGUGAUCUCGUGCUGGUCGUGGACCCUGGAGCGCCACGCAACGUGUGGCAGAGGGCGAUCGUGGAACAGGUGUUUCCAGGCAAGGACGGCCGGGUCAGGUUGGUUGAAAUCAGAACCAAAUCAGGGACGCUGAGACGUUCAGCGGCGCGCGUCGCUAGAAUUCCUUUGUCUGAGUAGUGCUGAGCCAGCACUGGGGUGGGGUGUGUUAGCGACGUGCUCAAAAAUCGUUAUACAAAUUUGUAUUAGCUUAAGGUGGCGGGUAUGACGGCCCAAUCAUCUCAUAUGUUUUAAAUAUUAUAUUAAAUUUUAAGGUAGAAAUCGAACGGUGACGCAGUCAGUCAGCCUUUACUAUCGCUCGCGACACACGUACCUUCGCUCUCUCUCAUAUGCUUUGUUCGUGUACCUACGUUGUGUAAUUUAAAAUAAACGGUUUUAACG
This is a messenger RNA of Parnassius mnemosyne (clouded apollo), 2248 nucleotides long. The record is from the annotation of a GenBank genome assembly. Lineage: Eukaryota; Metazoa; Arthropoda; Insecta; Lepidoptera; Papilionidae.